Messenger RNA from Spirodela intermedia, 346 nucleotides. The record is from the annotation of a GenBank genome assembly. Lineage: Eukaryota; Viridiplantae; Streptophyta; Magnoliopsida; Alismatales; Araceae.
AUGGGCAGCGCGCGCAUGCCCGUACGCAAUGAUUUAUAAACGAUUGAAAGGGAUGUCGGCGUGUGGACGCGUCUUUCGUAAACUGAUUCCAAACCUUCUGUCCCUUACAAGAAAAAUUAAUCCUUGUCUCAACAUGUCUCAAGAGGGAGAAAGGAUGAACCUUAUUCCGUCCGCUCGAGGAAAUUAUCCUCUUGACCUCAAACUGGAGGACAAAGUAUUAGACGGUCGAGGGCGUCCUCCGCCUCAAACUGGACCAAAUACAGACGAGAAGGCAACCUUAUACGGACCAAGUCAAAAAAAAUAUCAUUCUCCAUGCCAACAUAUAUUAAAAAACCGCUUGCAUUAA